Populus trichocarpa (black cottonwood) is the source of this 2256-nucleotide messenger RNA. RefSeq lists its product as uncharacterized. The transcript is spliced from 2 exons. The coding region runs from base 122 to 2035 and encodes 637 amino acids. Gene Ontology annotation, biological process: response to water. Gene Ontology annotation, cellular component: membrane. NCBI's taxonomy places the organism in Eukaryota, Viridiplantae, Streptophyta, Magnoliopsida, Malpighiales, Salicaceae. The record is from RefSeq and is a predicted model, not a curated record.
UCCUGCUAAGCUAAAACAUCAGUUACAAACGCAAAUCACUUGACACAAAAGCUUACUCAUUUUACUCUGUCUUUAGUUGUUAUAUUUUCUUGCUUAAGUUCGGAUUGUGAAUUUGAUCACUAUGGCUGGGGUAAAUAAGAGCCACGAGUAUGAGACCAAGACCAGUGCUGGUGAAGAGAGUGGUGCUACUGAGACCAAGGAUCGUGGGUUGUUUGGUUUCAUGGGGAAGAAAAAAGAAGAGGUGCCUGCCACUGAGUAUGAAGAGAAAAUUCAUCGAUCAGACAACAGUUAUCCUGGUGACGGGGAGAAGAAACAUGAGGAUACUACUGUUCCUUCUGACACAGAGACACCCCUUACCCCAGAGAAGAAGAAGAGUUACUUUGAGCAAGCCAAGGACAUGAUACCAGCAUAUAAGAAAACUGAAGAGGUUCCUCCUCCGACUGAAGCUGUUUAUCCGUCUGAGACACCCCUUACCCCAGAGAAGAAGAAGAGUUACUUUGAGCAAGCCAAGGGCAUAAUACCAGCGUAUAAAAAAACUGAAGAUGGCCCUCCCUCUCCAGCUGAAGCCGCAGUUCAUCCCACAGGGACACCCCUUGAACCAGAGAAGAAGAAGAGUUACUUUGAGCAAGCCAAGGACAUGAUACCAGCAUAUAAGAAAACUGAAGAUUCCCCUCCCUCUCCAGCUGAAGCCGCAGUUCAUCCCACAGGGUCACGACCCCUUGAACCAGAGAAGAAGAGUUACUUUGAGCAAGCCAAGGACAUGAUACCAGCAUAUAAGAAAACUGAAGAUUCCCCUCCCUCUCCAGCUGAAGCCGCAGUUCAUCCCACAGGGUCACGACCCCUUGAACCAGAGAAGAAGAAGAGUUACUUUGAGCAAGCCAAGGACAUAAUACCAGCAUAUAAGAAAACUGAAGAUUCCCCUCCCUCUCCAACUGAAGCCGCAGGUCAUCCCACAGGGUCACGACCCCUUGAACCAGAGAAGAAGAAGAGUUACUUUGAGCAAGCCAAGGAGAGAACACCAGGAUUUAAGAAAAGUGAAGAGGUCUCUCCCCGUCCAGCUAAAGCCGCAGCUCAUCACACAGAGACACCCCUUGAACCAGAGGAGAAGAAGGGUUUCUUUGAGCAAGCCAAGGAGAGAACACCAGGAUUUAAGAAAACUGAAGAGGUCUCUCCCCGUCCAGCUAAAGCCGCAGCUCAUCACACAGAGACACCCCUUGAACCAGAGGAGAAGAAGGGUUUCUUUGAGCAAGCCAAGGAGAGAACACCAGGAUUUAAGAAAACUGAAGAGGUCUCUCCCCGUCCAGCUAAAGCCGCAGCUCACCUCACAGAGACACCCCUUGAACCAGAGGAGAAGAAGGGUUUCUUUGACCAAGCCAAGGAGAGAAUACCAUCACAUAAGAAAACUGAAGAGGUCCCUCCCCAUCCAGCUAAAUCUGCUUCUAAUGAAGGUGCAUUUUCUCAGACAGAGACACCCUUUGAACCAGAGGAGAAGAAGGGUUUCCUUGACAAAGUCAAGGAGAAAGUUCCAGCACAUAAAACUGAAGAGGUCCCUCCUCCAGCUGAAUCUGCAUUUUCUCACACAGAGACACCCUUUGAACCAGAGGAAAAGAAGGGUUUCCUUGACAAGGUCAAGGAGAAAGAGCUAUCACGGAAGAAAACUGAAGAGGUCCCUCACCCUCCAGCUGCCGCAUUUUCUCACACAAAUACGCCAUCUGAACCGGAAGAGAAGAGGGGUUUUCUCAAGGAGAAAGUGCCAACACAUAAGAAAACCGAAGAGUUCCCUUUUCCAGCUAAACCUGCUUAUACUGAAGCUGCAGUUUCAAACACAAAUACACCCCUUGAACCAGAAGAGAAGAGGGGUUUACUUGACAAAAUCAAGGAGAAAAUGCCGGGACAUAAAAAAACUGAAGAGGUCCCUCCAUCUGAAUUUGAUUCUACUGAAAAUGUAGUUUCCCAUAAAGGAGAGCCUAUGGUGAAAAAGGGAAUGAUGGAGAAGAUCAAGGAGAAGCUUCCUGGGCACCGCCCCCAAAUAUGAGGAAGCCAAGGCGAAAGAAAAGCAUGUUGCUUCCUAUUAGGACAGCAAUUUUUUGUUUCCUAUAGAAUGAUCAUGGUGUUGCUUUAAUGUGUGGUUUGUUUGGUUAUAUUCAUUAUGGUUUUAAACUUCAUGUUUUCAGGAUCAUUUCCUUUGUUUUGUUAUCCUGAUUUUUUUUUUAGUAAACUAUAUAUAUCAAUGAAAAAUUAUUUAUUUUGUUUUCA